GGGGUAGGGGGGGGGCUGUCCGUGGUGCUGAAGCUGCGCGUGCCUCAGAGGUGGCUACCACCGAGCAUCCUUCCGCGAGAGGACCAGCGCGAGGACUUGGUGUUUCUCGACGGAUGAGAGAUUCAGGAUGCUUCCUCCUGCUGCUCUAGUCUCCCUCACGAGGCUUUAACCGCAACCAUCCUUUAAUUUUAUUUUACAGUUGUUGUUAACGCACAAGGCACAAACCGGAGACGUGUUUUUUCUUUUUUUCUCUCUUUUCCUCGGCUCUCCCGGUGCCGCCGCCGCCUGCACACAGCCGCCGUCACCGCUCCGUCCCACAUCCUUUAUGCACAGCACGCUGCUCCGGUCCUCUCCGACAAAACACUCCUUUGUGCCCGAGCACCAUGGCCCGCGCCAGCCGCUUUCACUGAGAGACAUGGAAGCCAAACAACACCCCAUAAAGAGCCUCAAGAGCUACCCGGAGACCGGUGGCCGGAGCCUGGCGGCGGCCGCCGGAGGCGACGGAGGAGGCGGGUAUCGAGCCGGCUCGGCCGAAAUGGAGAUGGAGGCGAAGAUCCAGAAAGCCAUCGACUUCAAGUCGGAGGGCCAUCGUUGCUACAAGGAGAAGAAAUUUCGGGAAGCGAUAGGCAAGUACCACCGGGCGCUGCUGCAGCUCAAAGGGGUGCACGUUGUCGACGGGACGACGGGCUCCGAGGUCAACCUGCUCAAUCAAGCCGCGGCCAAGCUGACCGAGGAGCAGCGGAGAGCCGUGGAGAUCACCGAGAUCGAGUGCUAUGACAGCCUGACAGCGUGUUUGUUGCAGUCUGAGCUGGUGAACUACGAGAGAGUGAAGGAGUACUGCCUGAAAGUGCUGAGCCACCAGAGAGACCACUUCAAGGCCAUGUACCGAGCCGGCAUCGCCUUCUAUCACCUGGGUGAUUACGAAUGUGCCCUUCGCUACCUGCGUGACGCCAAGAACCGCGAGCCCACAGACACCAACGUGCUGCGAUACAUCCAGCUGACGGAGAUGAAGAUGAGCAAGAGCGGACAGAGGGAACGAGAGAGCGGCAAAGAGACCCAGGGCUAACCCUCGACCCCUUCACCCUCCUGACCCCUCCGACCUUUGACCCCAACGUGUAGUCCCAAUCCGACCCUCCCACUCCUCUAUUGACAGACAGCGGCACAGACAGAAGAGACCCAGUCGCCCCCGGGGACACAUAUCAACACUGUCUGCGACUUCCUUUUCCUCCUCUUCUUCCCCGUUUCUCCCUCAGGUGCUGUGGUUCCUCUCCCUAGAUGCAGUCAGCAGGAGGACAUUUAAAAAAAAAAGAAAUAAAUAAAUAAAAUAAACAAAAAAGAAGGAAGAUGGUGUAUUAUACUCAUACUGAAAACCGUCGUCGUGGUGGGACGGCAAAGGAGCUUCAAAACAUAUGAACCGUGGACCUUUGCGUGAUUUAGUAAAUGUUUUAAAAACACAAAAUGCAUUUUGUUUCUGCUCUCUUGCUCUCUCUUUUUCUCCCUGCCUUCCUCUCCGUCUCUCUCCGUCUACUUUCUCGAGGAGGACACGUGGGUUGGGAAGCUCGACCGCGACCGGGAUGGACGUCAGGGGCGUGUGUGUGUGUGUGUGUGCGUGAUUGUGUGCAGGCAGGUUUGAGGCUGAACCACGGGAUAGUGAGGGGUGUGUACGUGAGUGUGUGUGUGUGUGUGUGGGGGAGACACAUAUCAAGACUACAGCCCAAUUUGAUUGUACAUCCUCAACCUAACAGGGUUCACUUAGGCCCCGUGCUACUGGACAGACAAGAAACCUUUCAUCUAGUAGAGAAAAAAAAAAACCUGCCUUCGCGCUUAAUCUGUCACUUCUCCCUCUCACUUUUCUUUCCUAGUUUCUAGACUGUUUGAUUCAAUUCAAGGGCUAAUUCAAGUGUUUGUAAUCCAUUAUUGGGGUUUUUAAUUCGCCAUCACGAUAUAAUAAUUGAUGGUUAACAGCAUGUGCGUGUGCGGCAAAGACACCAGGUUUCCCCUACGGUUCUUGCUGUUAUCAGAUGUGCUAUCGUGGAAACUGGUGUGUCGUCCGAAGCCCCUCCUGGUCCAUGUGUUGUGUUAAUGUUGUUGAGACCGUCGAAGCCCGUCCCUCCCAUGCCCCCCCCUCCCGUUCUCCCGUUAAUGAUGUCACAACGGAUAAUAGCCAAUGAGAUCGGAGUACCAUCACCUGCCAUUGGCCAGAUGGAGACCCACUCCAAAGCUUCACAGCGAGAAACGCUUUGACAUUUCCAAAACGGAGGUCCAACCUUUUAUCGCUAAUGCUGAAGCUUCCCAGAUGUUGAUAAGACACAGAGGAGACUCUGGGCAGCGUUAGUGCAGGGAAAACAAUCACACGCAUCUGACUUGAUAGCCCAAAAACGCCGUCUCAGAGCACUCAGCUUUAGUGCACUUCAACAAGAACGAGCCAUUUGAGAUUUCUCCUGCUUGUUGUGUGUGGAUAGAUUAAACCUCUGAGCUGUAUGGACAGAUAAGACACAACAUUAGCAUUAGACUCUACUGACGAUAUGGUUUUUGGAUAUCCAUUACUAGCUGUCCAGCGCUACCGCUGCUUCUCUUGUGACUUGUGAAGCUGAAUCAUUGAUAAUGCAAAUAUUGCUUUUGAUAUAAUAGCUUUACCACAGGCUUAAAUCUGCCUGCCCUGUUCUGCAGAAGGUUGGAUUGAUAAUUUCUGAAAGCAUGACCUGAAUUUCCCUCGUCUCUGAUGCCAUGAAACCCAGUUUCCCCUUUUCUCAUGUGCAAGCCCACCUCCUGCAUGUAACGUGCGGCUCCGGGGAGCUGCUUCAGAUGUUUGGGAUAGGGAUUAUAUGUGCUCUAUUGCUUUCUGUCAUGGCAUGCUGCCACCAAGCUGUUUGCUCAUACCUCCUUUUUAUCCGUCCUGCCCUUUAUAAACACAGAAGGUGGCGACAAACUGUGAUCACAGCAGUAGAAUAGUAAUCAAAUAUUUUUCUUUAAUGAAACAAGAGUCGCCUUCUGCUCUGACUAAGGUGACGGAUAAUUAAGUCAAAAAGAAGUGGAGGAGGAAAUCAAAUCAUACGAAGAUGCUGGGAAAGAUUUCCCCCUCCCCAUUUAUUUCAUUGACCUGCUCUGAGGUAAAUGGGGACAUAAGUGUGUCAAUGGGACUCUGGAGAGGCGGCACCAUGCGUUCAAGAGACCGGCAUGAUAUAGAGAGGCUCUGGUGGAGGGAGAAGUAGGCCAUCGUCAGCCCCAGUAAAGCAGCUGCAGCUCUGCUGUGGCACUGAAAGUUUAAUCCUAAUUCAUCAUUAGAUACUACAUGAACUAAAGUAUGUGGACACCUGCUAAAUACUGUCGGGCAUUCAGUGGAGGGAGGCUAUUCUGGGAAGACCCUCCACAAUAUUUAGAAACCUGGUUCCUGAAAUAUGUUACAUACAUCCUCAAGAUCAUUAAAUCUGAAACUGAAGUCCACGAGGAGCGGUGAGCUUUGAGGUUUGAGGUGUUAGGUGCCUCAAUUAAGGGCAUUUCAGACGUGGAUGUAGAGGGGAUUCAAACCAGUGAUGGUACAGUCGUCUCUAACCACCAAUCCACAGUUUAUGUUCAGUAAAAACGCCCGGCUCAUGUUUUGGAUGUGGUCACGUAAAUCCUGUUUAUGACCAUUUAUUUUAGUCAAGCAACAUUAAAAUCCCAAUUUACAAUUGAAACAGAAAUUACAGAACCAAGAUUUUUUCUCAAUUAAAUAUUUCACGCAUGAACACUCAUGGUUCUCCAAACUGGUAUCGACCAAGGGUGGGCGGUACUGGGAAUUCUGAUAUCGAUCCAAUACCAAGUAAAUACAGGGCUAGUAUCGCCGUUACCAAUCUGUCAGGGUCAUUGAAUAACUUCGUAAUUUUGCCUUUAGUUAGUUGAUUAUAACUGUGAUAAAACACAUCAAUAUUUUCGGCAACCAAUUUGUAUUUACUAAUAAAACAAUUUCACCAUAUGAAAAUUAAACAAUUCCCCUUUUAUUACACAAAAGUCUCACCUUUUACUACAGGUGUUGAUGGAGAAGCUCUGUGCUCACAUCAACUCUUGAGGAGUAAUUAACUGGACGUACAGAAGAGAAACUGUAACAAAAGCUUCGCUUUCAUCACGCUAGUACCGAUCCGAUUCCGAUACUGACCCUGGUAUCGAUACUAUCAAUAUUUAGAUUGAGCCUUGGUGUCCACAUACUUUUGGCUAUGUAGUGUAGACAAUAACAAGAUAUUGUCUAUGAUAUUACGUAUAUUACUGUAUUAUGUUAAAAUAAUGUCCUCGUCACCGCUUUGAUUGGUUGCUAAAAUAUUUACAGCUAUCGUCUGCAAAGAAAUUGACGCUGACAGGAAGAAUGAGUAAAAAAAAAACAUUUUAGGAUGUCAGAGUCUUGCACUUCUGGGUUUAAUUAGGGUGAAAAUUAUAUGCAGAAGCUUUGUUAGGUGUUGAUGUCACCCUUUAUUUUUCUCCUGGUUUCCCAAAGGGGAUGAAUCAACACAGUGAGAAACAGCGCCUGCAGGCUCAGUCUCCAUGGCUGCCUGGGCUGAGUCUCCUCACCCACGGGCCCCUCGGGGAUAGGUCUCCCCCCUCAUGGUCCUCUCUCCAUGGCACCAGUCCGCCAUCUUGUUUUUGUCUCGCUGUGCUAAGUCAUUCUGGCUCAACGUGUGCUACAACUGUCAAGGGACAACAAGCUGCACAUAAAACAGGAUCGUUUCCAGCCGAACGUUUUUGUUUUUUCUUUUAAUUUUUGGUGAACGACCAAGCCGAGGCUGUUAUUGUAAGCAUAAUCCGACAACGUGCUGUCUCUCACAAACUGAGACAUCCGAUCUAUACGUGAGUGUAGCUUUGAAAACAAACAAAAAGCACAACAACAGCAACAACAAAAAAAGAGAUGGAAAAGAAAAACUACUGGCUGUGUUAUUUAUUUAUUUUUUUGCUCUUUUACUUUGAUGUCAUUUGAGGUAAAUGUUUGUCAAAUGUCAAAGUAGUUUUUGUGAAUAUAUGAAGCAAAUGUACAAAAAAAUAACAAAAAAUGGAAAGUUUUAUGGUUGUGAAAAGCUUUACUUUACUGAAUUACUUUAUUAACAGAAAAGAAAAGCAAGAGAUAAAAAAGAGAAUUUUAUUAAAGCUCCUCCACAGAGCUGCUUUGUGACUGUGUCUGUAUUUGUUGAUAUUUCUGUUGAUGUCCCCUUCGUCGAGGGACCCAGAACCGGCUCAGAGUACAUGCGGUGCCCUUCGGCCCCCUCCAUCCAACUGACAACUCACCCGACUCGUCUGUUUCUGUACAGUACGGUACGGCGCAGCAGUGGAUGGGAACUCUGAGGAAUCUCUCCUCUCAGCCGCAGGCCUCUAUCCUGUUUGUUUCUGUGUUGACAUGAAGGACAUGAAGCUGGGGACGUCGAGGCUAAGACAGCAUUUUUGUCUCGCAUCGCUCCCGGGAGGCCUUUUUCCAUUCAACACCCAAAUAUCCAACAGGCCUCUGUCUGGUUUUACUGAACUGCUAGCCUGGGAAUGCACUAUUGAUUGGUAAAUGAAGAUUAUGAAUAAAGUUUCAAACAAA
Molecule: messenger RNA, 5545 nt
Organism: Mugil cephalus (flathead mullet)
Lineage: Eukaryota; Metazoa; Chordata; Actinopteri; Mugiliformes; Mugilidae
Gene: ttc9b
Product: tetratricopeptide repeat domain 9B
Exons: 3
Coding region: 326-1066 (246 amino acids)
Molecular function (GO): protein binding
Source: RefSeq, a predicted model, not a curated record